Molecule: messenger RNA, 891 nt
Organism: Carassius carassius (crucian carp)
Lineage: Eukaryota; Metazoa; Chordata; Actinopteri; Cypriniformes; Cyprinidae
Gene: kiss1
Product: KiSS-1 metastasis suppressor
Exons: 2
Coding region: 369-716 (115 amino acids)
Biological process (GO): G protein-coupled receptor signaling pathway; positive regulation of cytosolic calcium ion concentration
Cellular component (GO): neuron projection
Molecular function (GO): kisspeptin receptor binding
Source: RefSeq, a predicted model, not a curated record
UAAAAUAUUUGUAUUAUAAUAUUAUUGUGUUAUGUUAUUAUUUAUUUGUAUAUUUUUUUACAUCAGUGAACAGCAUUGCAUAGGAGCAGAUGUGAAAGGCUGAUUUCUGAUGCUUUUGAUAACUUAAAUUCUCUUUGAAGUGUGUAUCUCCUCUCUCUGUUUGUGUGUGUGUGUGUGUUAGGGUUUGUAAGUGUGUGUCUGAGCUUAUGAACUGAGUAUGAAAAGAUACAUAUAAUGUCAUUAAAACGUGUGAUCUUAUAAAUAAAUCCUCUAAAAAGUACCCAUGUUUCAGAAAAUAACCAUGUGUGUUGGUUUCUAAUUGCAUUUCUAUUUUGCAGAAACUAGUUUUGGUUCCAAACGCAUUAAAAAUGAUGCUACUUACCAUAAUUUUGAUGUUGUCAGUGGCAAAUGGUGAUCCAUACCCUUCAGGCCAUUUUCAAUAUUAUUUAGAAGAUGAAACUCCUGAAGAAUCACUCCAGGUUCUCAGGGGAACUGAUACUCGUCCCACGUCUGGAUCUCCGUCUCCCAAGCUCUCAGUGCACUUCUCCAUGAGUGCAGAUCCUCAGCGAAACACACGGUGGUGGGCUCCUGUAAGACCUUACACAAAAAGGAAGCAGAAUGUUGCAUACUACAAUCUUAAUUCCUUCGGCCUCCGCUAUGGAAAGAGAGAGCAGAACAUGCUUGCUGAGUUUAAACAGAAGCUACCUAUAAAGUGAGGACCACUGGGCCAUGCUAAAUCUUGUGUAUUGUUUUUUGAGGUUUUAUAUUAAUUAGAAAUGAUCUGUAGAUUGAUUUGUAGACAUAACGUGCAAUAGUUCACAGACUUUAGUAACUGUGAGGACACGUUUUGCUAGUAAUAAAUACAAAUGUUUUGUCAAACAAUCUGAAUAA